Molecule: messenger RNA, 723 nt
Organism: Kluyveromyces marxianus DMKU3-1042
Lineage: Eukaryota; Fungi; Ascomycota; Saccharomycetes; Saccharomycetales; Saccharomycetaceae
Gene: MIC27
Product: Mic27p
Exons: 1
Coding region: 1-723 (240 amino acids)
Source: RefSeq, a predicted model, not a curated record
AUGGGUAGGGAUUUUUACGGAGAAUUUGAUGAAAAAGUUUUAAAGAAAGCAGAACCUUAUGUUCCUGAGUUCAUAAAGAACAAUACUGAAAUCCACACAGCUACUCUACCUAAUGGGAACACUGUUACUGAGCCAGUGGCAGUCACUUCAUGGAUAAGCCAACUGAGAAAGAAGUUAAUAGGUCAAAAGGAAUAUGUUGAGGCCGAAAUUGCUACGCAAAAAUCUGCUGCACGCAACGAAGUGGAAUCUGUUAAGCAAUACUGGAGAGAAAAUGUAUUGAGUGACAAGAAGGAAAUUGAAGACCACUUCGUGACGGCUAGUGUGCUCUCCUUAGGAGGAUGGUUUUUCGGAUCCGUUAUAUCUAGUAGGAGAAACUGGGGUUUCAGCUCUCCUUGGAAUAGUGAACAAGCUGGUAUUUUAAAAAGAACACCAACGGUUUUCUCUAAACUUAUAACGAGUCUUCCAGUUCGUUUGACUCUUCCAUGGAUUCUUGCGGGUGCUGCCUACCAACAGUUAACGCCCAAUACGUGGAACAAUGCUUUGGCUGCUAUCAAGAACGACUUUUUACCCAAGGAACUCGUAGAGCAGUCAGCAGCGUUAUAUGACUCUGCCAUCGAGAAUGGUCUAAAAGCUCAAAUGAAAUCAUUGAACAAGGCAACCCAUGAAGGUUUGGAAUCUUCCAUUGGAGCAAUUAGAGAGGCAAUUGCUGAAAGAACUCAAUGA